Lethenteron reissneri (Far Eastern brook lamprey) is the source of this 2074-nucleotide messenger RNA. Its product is annotated as transmembrane protein 235-like. The record is from RefSeq and is a predicted model, not a curated record. NCBI's taxonomy places the organism in Eukaryota, Metazoa, Chordata, Hyperoartia, Petromyzontiformes, Petromyzontidae. Gene Ontology annotation, cellular component: apical plasma membrane.
ACUCUCCCCCCAGGUCCCAUCACCUCCAAUCUCUCUCUCUAUUCCACUCUCCCCCCAGGUCCCAUCACCUCCAAUCUCUCUCUCUAUUCCACUCUCCCCCCAGGUCCCACCACCUCCAAUCUCUCUUUCUCUUCCACUCCCCCCAGCUCCCAUCACCUCCACUCCCUCAUUUUUCAUCUUUGGUUCACGAUGAUAUCCACCUGCUCGCAACGUCCCUAAUCUCUUUCCCCGUUACUAACGAGCUCUAUCUAUUCUACAUUGAAUCCGUAAAACUACAGUCACGGUAAUCAGGAGACCUGUUGUGACCUCACUCACGGAACCGCGUCAUUUCACCAAUGUCACCAGUUAGACAUGCACCCAUUAAUUUGAUCUCUUUUUUGUUGUUUUACAUUUCGAGACAUUUCUUUCUGUCCCUUGGUUCUCUCCGUCACCUCCCUCCCUCUCCCCUCCCACUCCUCGCUAAGUCUCCACCCCAGCGCGUGUGUGUGUGGAGGGGGCAUUAGCAGCUGCAUCAACAUCAGCAGCAGCAGCUGCUGUUGCCCUCCUGCACGAGGUUGAGCUGCUGCGCCUUCGAGAAGCAACCUGCCCUCUCGGUGGGGAUGAGGCCGUGUAAGAACGCCACGCUCCUGGUGGAGUUCGCCGCCCUGUGCGGCAUCGCCAGCUUCGUGCUGCUCGCCCUGUCCGUGGGCACUGACUACUGGUACAUCAUGGACACGUCCGGCCUCGGGGAGCAGCUGGAAAUCGAUAAGCGAGAAGAACUCGGACUCACGCACAUGGGGUUGUGGAGGACCUGCACAGUCCACAGGGGUUGCCAGUCGCUCGUCAAUCCAUUUAGCAAGGAGGUGGAAUUGUACUCGGACUUCCAGCGGCAGAUCCCAGUGCUGGAGAAGGUGGUGGUGAUUGUGCUGCCAGUCAGCCUGGUCCUCAUGGUGUUUGGAGGAAUUUUCGUUCUCAUCAGCGCCCUCAUCAAUCACUACUACAUGAUCUGCUUUGCUGGGAUUUACUUUAUCUUCGGAGCCUCCGUCACGCUGGUGGGAGUGAGCGUUUACUGCGCCUACUCGCAGCUCGUCGCUCACACAGCGCAGCUCAUCAGCCCCGAGGUGCUGCACGGCAUCACCAUCGCAUUCGGAUGGUCCUUCCACCUGGCGUGGCUCUCUUGCGCACUCGAGGCCCUCGCUGGGAGCCUCUUCCUGCUCUCCACCUGUGCAACACCCGGAGGCCAAGACGCGCCUCGCCGUCCGGUGGAGAUGCGGUGCUGCACUGCAUGACCGUGCAGCUGUGGAGGCAGAGGGAGGCAGCGAGAGAAGACCAUAAUGAAGAAAAGGGACCCUGCGCUCAUCCACUCGGCAGCCUCCACUGGCAACCCCAAUCAGGCGGUCAUGAGAGCUGCAUGUAAGGCACUGCUAUCAUUCACGCUUAAUUUACGCCGAAUGGUCUGAAUGGCACCAAAAUGCAUGGGUGCUUGCGAUACCACCAGCCAAUGCUUGCCAAAAUGUUCUGAAUCCAAGAAAAGCAGACAUUACAUUGUCUUUUUGCACAUAAAAGCAAGUUGGAAAAAUAACAAUCGCAUGUCACUGUAUAAACGGAUGUGUAUACAGUAUUAAUACAGCCAAUGCAAGUGACAGUACUGACGUGCAUCCUUUUUUGGCCAAAACUAUUCUCAUCAGAUGAGUACUUGGUGAUUGUUCAUACAUAGCAAGUUAAAUCUGCUUCGAUUGAAACAUUAAGCCAUGUUUUUUCGCAGGUUAAACUGCAGUUUUGUGUCAUGUUAUAUGCAUUCUUCUGAUAUGGUUAAUACUCUUUCAAAGCAUUAUAAAAUGUGUAUUUUAUAAAAAUGUAUAUUUCAACAAAGAAGCUCAAAUGUGGCAUGUUUUCCAAAAAGUUGAUUUCCAAUGUAUGCAUACAAAUAGUUUUCGAUUUUGUUAUCCCGAAGGUACAAACAGCCCACUUCUUGGAAACGCCUGCUGUCAUUGACAGAAAAUUACUGUUUUGCGAAUCUUGUCGCCAUUAGAGACGUAUGCACUCUACUUAUCACAACACUCUAGGACGACGAUUAGCAUUUAAUUGUGUUCUG